ACGUCAGCCAUACAAAAACAUUUUUAUACGAUCAACAAUGCCUUUUACGAAACCUGUAGUUGUUAUCGACAACGGCAGUUACAACAUCAAAGCUGGGUUUGCCUGCGACAACCAUCCUGUCUCUAUCUUCAGGACUGCUGUUGGUAGACCGAAGUUUUUGAAGGGGACCUAUGGAAGGACCCCGUAUGAAGUGUAUGUUGGUGAAGAUGCUGUGGCAAGGGUUGAUGAGCUGGACUUGAAUUAUCCUGUAGUGAAGGGGAGGAUUACUCAUUGGGAUGACAUGGAGAGGGUGUGGCAUCAUAUUUACUAUAGAGAGCUGAAGGCAGCUCCGGAGGAUAGGGCGGUGCUUCUGUCUUGUGCUCCGGCUACUACCAUGAAAGAUAAAAUAAAAUGCUGCGAAAUUUUUUUCGACACUCUGAAUGCGCCGGAGUUGUGCAUCAAGCAGCAGAGCGUGUUGGCGAUCUUCGGGUCAGGUCACACCACGGGACUGUCGGUAGACCUGGGGCAUGACAUCACAGAGAUCAACCCUAUCUACGAAGGAGGCGCCGUGAACUACGCCAACAUGCUCUCUAACAUCGCCGGGGAAGAAGUCUCUGACUACAUAAGAGAAUCUUUCAGGAAGCGACAGCUAGACUUAGGCAAAGACAUGGAGAGCGUGAUCAGUCAUAUAAGAAAAGAAUGCUCUUACGUAACGGAGAACGUUGCCUGUACACGGCAAGAUUAUACGAAGAAGUAUAAACUGCCUUGUGGGACUGAAAUAGAUGUUAGUGAAGAGGCUUUUAUGGCUGGUGAGCUGUUCUUCCAGCCAGACUUGGUGUUGGACAGGAAACUAGAAGGGUUUUCUCUCCCCGAUGCCAUUAUGACUGCAACAUUGAAAUGUGAUAACGAAGUGCAAGAUGAGUUGUACAAUGCUGUUGUCAUUCAUGGAGGCAUGGCUAACAUUAGGGGUAUGCAUAAGCGGCUUACCACUGAACUUUCUUCGAGAUCUGGUAAACAGGUUAACGUUUUAUAUUCUUCGGAACCUUAUGCAGUGCCGUGGCUGGGAGGAGCAGUGUUUGCAGGAAUGGAAGGCUGCGGCAAGGUGUGGGUUCUUAAGAGAGAGUUUGAGGAACAAGGGGAGAGAAUUGUUAAAAACAGGUUUUGAAAUUUUUCCUAAACGUAGAGUAUCUUAUAGUAAGGUGGGACAGCCUUUAAUCACUUCAUGAGGUUAUAUGGAGACUAGAAUAGAACCCAGCUUCAACGACGGUUGUUUCAUGUUUUUGAGUUAAAAGAAUUGAAUUAUUUGCGAGUUAUUUCACUUUAAUGUGUUAUGGAUUUACAGGGUUUUGCUAGUGGUAUUUUAAUUUAUAGUGACAUAAUAUUUUUUGGAAUAAUUGUCUGAAUAUCAAACGUAAACAUUUUUAUAGAAUAUCAAAAUUGUAUAACAAAAUUAGAUAUACAUUUAAAUUAAAAUGUACUUCGAGCUAGGUUCAAAGUUUGGUAAAUCCGUUUCUAUAUGCGUUUCAUAGUUUUUAUUUGGGUUUCAUCAUUUUCAUGUUUUAUAACUUCUUUGAUAAAAUUCUUAAUCUUUGUACACUAGUUUUUAUAUUCCAUUACAUAGUUGUUUACUUCGUACUUUUUAAUUUAUUUUAGAUAUAAUUAUAUUAUUUUAGAUAUAACAAUUUUCUUGCUAAUUUAACUUUAUUUGAUAGAUUUUCACGUGUUGCUGUUUUUGCGAAAAAU
Helicoverpa armigera (cotton bollworm) is the source of this 1722-nucleotide messenger RNA. RefSeq lists its product as uncharacterized. Lineage: Eukaryota; Metazoa; Arthropoda; Insecta; Lepidoptera; Noctuidae. The coding region runs from base 38 to 1144 and encodes 368 amino acids. The transcript is spliced from 2 exons. The record is from RefSeq and is a predicted model, not a curated record.